Molecule: messenger RNA, 1306 nt
Organism: Cicer arietinum (chickpea)
Lineage: Eukaryota; Viridiplantae; Streptophyta; Magnoliopsida; Fabales; Fabaceae
Product: RPM1-interacting protein 4-like
Cellular component (GO): plasma membrane
Source: RefSeq, a predicted model, not a curated record
GACAAGGAGAAUUUGUUGCUCAGAACAGAACAAACCUCUCAAGUCAAGACAGUUACAUAUUUUUUCCCUGCCUCUCUAAAAUGCUAACUAUAAGAAAGUGACUCAGGUUUUGGAAAUCAGCAAACUUUGUAACUAUCGAUUAAUUUUGUUGGCCAUGUCCUAUCUGAAUUUUUUUGUCAUAGUUUCCCAUUUUCCACAUCACUUAGCUAUCAAUAAUCAUUCCUCUGAAGCUUAGUACUAAUAUCUGUGAAUUAUAAUAAAGAGUUUUGUUCUAGCAGAAACUCUCAAACUAUAUAAUAAAAGAAUAUCUUAAUUCUUAAGCCACCAUCUAAUAUCAGGAGCACAGAGAGAGUCCAAAGAUCCUUGCGUCUUGGAAAUCAUGGCGCAUUCUCACGUACCAAAGUUUGGCAAUUGGGAAGCUGACAACAUUCCAUACAGUGCAUGUUUUGAGAAUGCACGCAGAGAAAAAGCUGGGAUCAUGAUGAAUCCAACUGAUCCAAUGAAAAAUCCAAAGGCUUUCAACAAAGUUACCAAAAAUGUUAAUACUGAUGAAGUGAAAUAUUCUGAUACUUACUCUGACAAACCAAGUUCAAUGGAGAAAGGAAGCCAUGAAGUAGUGAAAAACAAUUCUAGACGCCAUUUGCAUCGCAGGAGGAGGGGAAGUAAAGGUAGUUUCACGUCGGAGUUUGGCAGCGAAAAAGGCGAUAUGGAUCAUUUUGUUGUCAAGAAAGUUCCACAGUCAGAUCACAAAAGGAGUGUGUCCAAAGGAGUUAGUAGUAACAUUGGUAGCUUCUCUUCAACAAGUCAUAGUAGACACAACAAGAGUGGAAGUCAUUCCUUUAAUGAACAUAGGGAGCAUAGAGAAACAGCAAUACCUGAAUUUGGUAAGUGGGAUGUCAAAGACCCUAAUUCAGGAGAGGGUUAUACGGUUAUAUUCAGCAAAAUUAAAGAAGAAAGGAAAAUUAUGUCUAGCAACAUCUCAGGCAUAAGGACACCACCACCGCUUAACAACUGUUCAAAUACUAAGAAUCAAUAUGGUGGAUCUUCCUUCAGUUUAUCUAAGGUGAAUGAUACUUACUAAUUGUUGGAAACAAAGAUUGAUCUUAGUUUGUGACUGGAAAACGAAGAUUGAUCUUCGUAUCCAGUUUUUGUGUAUUGUUGUAAACCAAGAUCAAUCCUGGUUUGUGACUGGAAAACGAAGAACGAUCUUCGUAUCCAGUUUGGUGUAAUUCAAGUUAGUUGAUUGUAUGUAACCAACUAACUAACUAACCACUUAGUUAGUUAGUUAGUUAAGAAGAAGUUAGUC